Cololabis saira (Pacific saury) is the source of this 6024-nucleotide messenger RNA. Its product is annotated as myosin heavy chain, fast skeletal muscle-like. Gene Ontology annotation, cellular component: myosin complex. The transcript has 41 exons. The record is from RefSeq and is a predicted model, not a curated record. Lineage: Eukaryota; Metazoa; Chordata; Actinopteri; Beloniformes; Belonidae. The coding region runs from base 190 to 5931 and encodes 1913 amino acids. Gene Ontology annotation, molecular function: actin filament binding; ATP binding; cytoskeletal motor activity.
CCCCUUUUGAUGAUGAGAUGGAGACACCUGGGACCAUGUGCCAAGAUACGUGACCUAAAUGGGAGAGCUGUUCCAACAUGGUGGCCAGAGAUUUCUGUAUAAAAGAGCUUCCCAAAAGGUUUGGACUGAAGGGCUCCCAAGAAAGUGUUGACGCAGCAACUACGACACUGAAAUACAGAAAGUGUAGCCAUGAGUUCGGAACCGGAGAUGGAGGGUUUUGGUCCGGCAGCCAUAUACCUCAGGAAACCUGAAAGGGAGAGAAUUGAGGCUCAGAACACUCCUUUUGAUGCGAAAACAGCUUAUUUUGUGACUGAGCCUGCUGAAAUGUAUUUGAAAGGGAAGCUGAUGAAGAAGGAGGGUGGCAAAGCCACAGUUGAAGUUAAGGGUGGAAAGACCCUCACUGUGAAAGAAGAUGAGAUCUUCCCUAUGAACCCUCCGAAGUUCGACAAGAUUGAAGACAUGGCCAUGAUGACCCACCUCAGUGAGCCUUCUGUGCUGUAUAACCUCAAAGAGCGUUACGCAGCAUGGAUGAUCUACACUUACUCUGGGCUGUUCUGCGUCACUGUAAACCCAUACAAGUGGCUGCCAGUGUAUGAUGCAGUGGUUGUUGCUGGAUACAGAGGCAAAAAGAGGAUUGAAGCUCCGCCCCACAUCUUCUCCAUCUCUGAUAACGCCUAUCAGUUCAUGCUCCAAGAUCGUGAAAAUCAGUCAAUCCUGAUUACUGGAGAAUCUGGUGCAGGAAAGACUGUCAACACUAAACGCGUCAUUCAGUACUUUGCAACAAUUGCAGUGUCUUCUGGAAAAAAGGCUGAGGCUGUUCCUGGGAAAAUAAAGGGUUCGCUGGAGGACCAAAUCAUUGCAGCUAACCCACUGCUGGAGGCUUAUGGCAAUGCCAAAACAGUGAGGAAUGACAACUCAUCCCGCUUUGGUAAAUUCAUCAGAAUCCACUUUGGAUCAACUGGAAAGUUGGCUUCAGCGGAUAUUGAAACAUAUCUGCUGGAGAAGUCUCGUGUGACUUUCCAGCUGUCUGCUGAGAGAAGUUAUCAUAUCUUCUAUCAGCUCGCGACAGGCCACAAGCCUGAAUUAAUUGAGGCUCUCCUCAUCUCUACCAACCCCUAUGAUUUUCCCAUGAUAAGUCACGGGGAAAUCUCUGUCAAGAGCAUCAAUGACGUUGAAGAAUUUAUCGCUACUGAUACAGCCAUUGACAUCCUGGGCUUCACUGCAGAGGAGAAGGUCAGCAUGUACAAGUUGACUGGAGCAGUGAUGCAUCAUGGGAACAUGAAGUUCAAGCAGAAGCAGAGAGAGGAGCAGGCUGAGCCUGAUGGCAAUGAAGUGGCUGAUAAAAUCGCCUACCUCUUAGGCCUGAACUCUGCUGAUAUGCUCAAAGCUUUGUGUUACCCAAGAGUCAAGGUUGGAAAUGAGAUGGUUGUUAAAAGUCAAACUGUGCCACAGGUCAACAACGCUGUCUCUGCACUCUGCAAGUCUGUCUAUGAGAAAAUGUUCUUGUGGAUGGUCGUCAGAAUCAAUGAGAUGCUGGAUACCAAACAGCCAAGAAACUUUUUCAUUGGCGUCUUAGACAUUGCUGGCUUUGAAAUCUUUGAUUUCAACAGCUUGGAGCAGCUGUGCAUCAACUUCACCAAUGAAAAACUGCAACAGUUCUUCAACCAUCACAUGUUCGUCCUUGAGCAAGAAGAGUACAAGAAGGAGGGGAUUGACUGGGAGUUCAUUGACUUUGGCAUGGACUUGGCUGCCUGCAUUGAGCUUAUUGAGAAGCCAAUGGGCAUCUUCUCCAUCCUUGAAGAGGAGUGUAUGUUCCCUAAGGCAACAGACACGACCUUCAAGAGUAAACUGUAUGACCAGCAUCUGGGGAAAAGUGCCCCCUUCCAGAAACCCAAACCUGCCAAAGGCAAAGCUGAAGCUCACUUCUCACUGGUCCACUAUGCUGGUACCGUCGACUACAAUGUCACUGGCUGGCUGGACAAGAACAAGGACCCGCUGAACGACUCUGUGGUGCAACUCUACCAGAAGUCUUCAGUCAAACUGUUGGCUUUCCUUUAUGCAGCUCACGCUUCUACGGAAGCUGAGGGUGGCCCAAAAAAAGCUGGCAAGAAAAAGGGCGGCUCGUUUCAGACAGUAUCUGCCCUGUUCAGGGAGAAUUUGGGCAAGCUGAUGACCAACUUGAGGAGUACUCAUCCACAUUUUGUACGUUGUUUGAUUCCAAAUGAUUCAAAGACUCCUGGCUUCAUGGAGAACUUCCUGGUCAUCCACCAGCUGAGGUGUAACGGUGUGCUGGAGGGCAUCAGGAUCUGCAGGAAAGGUUUCCCCAGCAGAAUCCAAUACGGUGACUUCAAACAGAGGUACAAAGUACUGAAUGCCAGUGUCAUUCCUGAGGGCCAGUUCAUUGACAACAAGAAAGCCUCAGAGAAACUUUUGGGGUCCAUCAAUGUCGACCGCACUCAGUACAAGUUUGGCCACACUAAGGUAUUCUUCAAGGCUGGACUACUGGGUACACUUGAAGAGAUGAGAGAUGAGAAACUGGUUGAACUGGUCACAAUGACACAGGCAAUCUGCAGAGGUUAUGUGAUGAGACGAGAAUUUGUCAAAAUGAUGAAAAGAAGGGAAUCCAUUUUCACCAUCCAGUACAACAUCCGUGCAUUCAUGAAUGUGAAAACUUGGCCAUGGAUGAAGCUGUACUUCAAGAUUAAACCUCUGCUGAAGAGUGCAGAGACUGAGAAAGAGAUGGCACAAAUGAAAGAGGACUUUGAGAAGACCAAACAGGAACUAGCAAAGGCUCUGGCCAAGAAGAAAGAGGUGGAGGAAAAGAUGGUUUCUGUGCUGCAGGAGAAGAAUGACUUGCAGCUACAAAUCCAGUCGGAAGGUGAGAACCUAGCUGAUGCAGAGGAGAGGUGUGAGGGUCUCAUUAAAGCAAAAAUCCAGCUCGAAGCUAAGAUCAAAGAGACAACUGAGAGACUGGAGGACGAGGAGGAAAUAAAUGCAGAGCUGACUGCGAAGAAGAGGAAGCUGGAGGACGAGUGCUCUGAGUUAAAGAAGGACAUCGAUGACUUGGAGCUAACUUUGGCUAAAGUGGAAAAAGAGAAACAUGCCACUGAGAACAAGGUUAAAAACAUGGUUGAAGAAAUGACUUCCCUAGACGAAACGAUUGCCAAGCUGACCAAAGAAAAGAAAGCCCUCCAAGAGGCCCAUCAGCAAAUCCUUGAUGACCUUCAGGCAGAGGAAGACAAAGUCAACUCUCUGAUGAAGGCCAAAGUCAAGUUGGAGCAGCAGGUGGAUGAUCUUGAAGGUUCACUGGAGCAAGAAAAGAAGCUUCGCAUGGAUCUUGAGCGUGCUAAAAGAAAGCUUGAAGGAGAUCUGAAACUGGCCCAGGAAUCCAUAAUGGACCUGGAGAAUGACAAGCAGCAGUCUGAGGAGAAAAUAAAGAAGAGGGACUUUGAAAUAAGCCAGCUGCUGAGCAAGAUAGAAGAUGAACAAAUAGUUGGUGGUCACCUUAAUAAGCGAAUCAAGGAACUGCAGGUGAUGUGUACAAUGGAACUUGAGGAGAUCAGCGAGAGGCUCGAAGAAGCUGGCGGAGUGACGUCCGUGCAGAUCGACAUGAACAAGAAGCGAGAGGCCGAGUUUCAGAAGCUGCGUCGUGACCUGGAAGAGUCCACCUUGCAGCAUGAGGCCACCGCUGCGGCGCUCCGCAAGAAGCAGGCGGACAGUGUGGCAGAGCUGGGAGAGCAGAUCGACAACCUCCAGAGAGUCAAGCAGAAGCUGGAGAAAGAGAAGAGUGAAUAUAGGAUGGAGAUUGAUGACCUCAGCAGCAAUAUGGAGACGGUUGCCAAAUCAAAAGGGAACAUGGAGAAAAUGUGCCGUUCUCUUGAGGAUCAACUCAGUGAAUUGAAGACCAAGAAUGAGGAGCAUCUGCGUCAGCUGAAUGACAUUAGCACUCAAAAAUCAAGACUGAGUUCUGAAAAUGGUGAAAUUGCUCGUCAGUUAGAGGAAAAGGAGUCUUUUGUCUCACAGCUUACAAGGGCAAAACAGGCUUUUAUGCAUCAAAUAGAGGAGCUCAAAAGACAACUUGAAGAAGAAGUUAAGGCCAAGAACGCCCUGGCUCACGCCGUCCAGUCAGCUCGCCAUGACUGUGAUCUGCUCAGAGAGCAGUAUGAGGAGGAGCAGGAGGCCAAAGCUGAGCUGCAGCGCUCCAUGUCCAAGGCUAACAGUGAAGUGGCUCAGUGGAGAGCUAAAUAUGAGACUGAUGCCAUUCAGCGCACUGAGGAGCUGGAGGAGGCUAAGAAAAAGCUCGCCCAGCGCCUGCAGGACGCAGAGGAAUCCAUCGAGGCUGUGAACGCCAAAUGUGCCUCUCUGGAAAAGACCAAACAGAGACUUCAGGGUGAGGUGGAGGACCUGAUGAUUGACGUGGAGAGAGCUAAUGCUCUGGCUGCUAACCUUGACAAGAAGCAGAGAAACUUUGACAAGGUUCUUGCAGAGUGGAAACAGAAAUAUGAGGAGAGCCAGGCAGAGCUGGAGGGAGCUCAGAAGGAGGCCAGAGGUUUGAACACAGAGAUGUUUAAAAUGAAAAACUCCUAUGAAGAAGCUCUGGACCACCUGGAGACCCUGAAGAGGGAAAACAAGAACCUGCAACAGGAAAUCAUUGACCUCACUGAGCAUGUUGGGGAAGCAGGAAAGACAAUUCAUGAGCUGGAAAAGGGAAAGAAGACAGCGGAGACUGAGAAAGCUGAAAUCCAAACGGCCCUGGAGGAAGCUGAGGCGACACUGGAGCAUGAGGAAUCAAAGAUUUUGCGUGUCCAGCUGGAGCUCACCCAAGUGAAAAAUGAAAUUGACAGGAAACUUGCAGAGAAGGACGAGGAGAUGGAACAGAUCAAGAGGAACAGCCAGAGGGUGAUUGAGUCCAUGCAGACCACUCUGGAUGCUGAGGUCCGGAGCAGGAACGAUGCUCUGAGAAUCAAGAAGAAGAUGGAGGGAGACCUCAACGAGAUGGAGAUCCAGCUCAGCCACGCCAACCGCCAGGCUGUUGAGGCCCAGAAACAGCUGAGAAACGUGCAGGGGCAGCUAAAGGAUGCCCAGCUGCACCUUGAUGAGGCUCUCAGAGGUCAAGCAGACAUGAAGGAGCAGGUUGCAAUGGUGGAGCGCAGGAACACCCUCAUGGUUGCUGAGAUUGAAGAGCUGAGAGCUGCUCUGGAGCAGACGGAGAGAGGCCGCAAAGUGGCUGAACAGGAGCUGGUAGAUGCCAGCGAGCGAGUAGGACUGCUGCACUCUCAGAACAUUAAUCUUCUAAAUGCUAAAAAGAAGUUGGAAGCCGACCUCGUCCAGGUUCAAGGCGAGGUGGAGGAUGCAAUCCAGGAGGCAAGAAAUGCUGAAGACAAGGCAAAGAAGGCCAUCACUGAUGCUGCCAUGAUGGCUGAAGAGCUGAAGAAGGAGCAAGACACCAGUGCUCAUUUGGAGAGGAUGAAGAAAAACCUGGAGGUGACAGUGAAGGACCUGCAGCAUCGUCUGGACGAGGCUGAAACUCUGGCCUUGAAGGGCGGCAAGAAGCAGCUCCAGAAACUGGAGGCUAGGGUUCGGGAGCUGGAGUCAGAGGUCGAGGCUGAACAGAAACGUGGAGCCGAAGCUAUGAAAGGUGUCCGCAAGUACGAACGCAGAGUGAAAGAGCUGACUUAUCAGACUGAGGAGGAUAAGAAGAAUAUUUCCCGCCUUCAAGAUCUGGUGGACAAGCUGCAGCUGAAAGUGAAAUCCUACAAGAGGCAGUCUGAGGAGUCCGAAGAGCAGGCAAACACUCACCUGACCAGGUACAGGAAGGUUCAGCAUGAGCUUGAGGAAGCUCAGGAGCGAGCUGACAUUGCCGAGUCUCAGGUCAACAAGCUGCGAGUCAAGAGCCGUGAAAUGGCCAGAGGAAAGGAGACUGAAGAGUGAACAUCAGUCCCAGGAGAAACAGAACAAGAAAUCAUACAGUAUGAUAUUUUUGUUUGAUGUGUGAAGUUUGUAACAAGCAAUAAACAAGCAAGA